UGGCACCCUGAGCCCAGGGCGCAGAGCUCUGUCUGCCCGUCUCCAUUCACUCUGCUCAGCGCCGGCAUCUGAGACUCGUGGCCAUGAGGACCUGGGCUCUCCUUGUCGUCCUUUGCGUCCUGGCUGUCCAGGCCCAGGGUGAACCUGUCCCCACCGCUUUUGAGGAAGCCACGGCCCAGGAAGACCUGGAGGAAGAUGACCAAGUCCCGAAGAUCUCUGUGUUUGGGGACGAAAGUUCCGCGUUUCAGGAUUCAGGAGCCAGGGCUGGACGAACCUGUUUCUGCCGAUUAGGAGCCUGCCGGAGCGUGGAACGUACUUUGGGCGUCUGCUAUUACCGCAACCGCGUCUACAGAUUCUGCUGCUGAGCUUCACGAUCUACAGAAAUCAGUUGACAAUAUUCUCUGAGAUUUCCUGUCUCCCAGACCAUGUACCCCAGCCUAAAUAAAGU
Messenger RNA from Perognathus longimembris pacificus (Pacific pocket mouse), 448 nucleotides. Its product is annotated as defensin-5-like. Bases 84 to 365 code for a protein of 93 amino acids. Gene Ontology annotation, biological process: cellular response to lipopolysaccharide; disruption of plasma membrane integrity in another organism; defense response to Gram-negative bacterium. The record is from RefSeq and is a predicted model, not a curated record. The transcript is spliced from 3 exons. Gene Ontology annotation, cellular component: extracellular matrix; extracellular region. NCBI's taxonomy places the organism in Eukaryota, Metazoa, Chordata, Mammalia, Rodentia, Heteromyidae.